This is a messenger RNA of Tachysurus fulvidraco (yellow catfish), 5685 nucleotides long. RefSeq names its product kinesin family member 26Ba (gene kif26ba). Bases 222 to 5132 code for a protein of 1636 amino acids. Lineage: Eukaryota; Metazoa; Chordata; Actinopteri; Siluriformes; Bagridae. Gene Ontology annotation, biological process: microtubule-based movement. Gene Ontology annotation, molecular function: microtubule binding; microtubule motor activity; ATP binding. The transcript has 11 exons. The record is from RefSeq and is a predicted model, not a curated record.
UCGUUUGAUUAAACAUUCCCUCCUUUAGAGCGGCUCAAAAACUAAACCUGUCCUCUAAAAAGAAGAAGCAGAAGCCGACGCCCACUGCUCCAUUGACCACGCCCCUUUUCCCAACAAACUUCAGUGGAAUCCUGCAGGUCACGUCUCCACCAGCCCCACCCUGUCUGCUCAGAGCUGUCAGUAAAGUGAGAGAUAAUCCAGGACUCGGCAAGGUGAAGGUGAUGCUGCGUGUGUGUGCCGUGUCCCAUGCUGAGUCCAGCUCCUUCCUGAAAGUGGACUCUCGUAAGAAACAGGUUAGCAUUAUGGAUCCAUCUGUUAACUCCACCUCCCAGCAGAGCUCCAAUCACAAACGAGGAGCCUCCACCCAAGUACCACCCAAAAUGUUCACCUUCGACUCUGCCUUCUCACAUGAUGCCUCACAGGCGGAGGUGUGUGCUGGUACCGUAGCCGAGGUGAUCCAGUCGGUUGUGAAUGGAGCUGAUGGAUGUGUGUUCUGUUUUGGUCACUCCAAACUGGGAAAAACCUACACCAUGAUUGGGAAGGACGACUCCAUGCAGAACCUGGGCAUUAUCCCCUGCGCUAUCUCCUGGCUCUUUAAAAUCAUUACGGAGCGGAAGGAGAAGACCGGAGCUCGAUUCUCUGUCCGUGUCUCUGCCGUGGAAGUCUGGGGGAAAGAUGAGAACCUGAAGGACCUGCUGUCUGACGUGGCCACAGGCAGUUUACAGGAUGGCCACUCACCUGGGGUUUACCUGUGUGAAGACCCCAUCUGUGGCAUGCAGCUGCAGAAUCAGAGCGAGCUGCGAGCGCCGACUGCAGAGAAAGCUGCCUUCUUUUUAGACGCCGCUAUCGCAGCUCGGUACAGCAGCCGAGCCGAAUGUGAUGAGGACGAACAUCGUAACUCACACAUGCUCUUCACACUGCACAUCUACCAGUACCGCAUGGAGAAGAGCGGAAAAGGAGGCAUGUCCGGAGGCCGCAGUCGUCUGCACCUUAUAGAUUUGGGAAGUUGUGUGAAGGAGUUGUCUAAACCCUGUGAAAGUGCCACAGCCACUCAGUGUCUGUCUCUCUCGGCCCUCGGCAACGUCAUCCUCGCCCUCGUCAACGGCUCCAAACACAUUCCCUACAAGGACAGUAAGUUAACUAUGCUGUUGCGAGAGUCGCUGGGAAACAUGAAUUGUCGCACGACCAUGAUCGCUCACAUCUCCUCCUCUCCCAGCCAUUUCUCAGAAACUUUGUCUACACUACAGAUUGCUUCUCGAGUGCUGAAGAUGAAGAAGAAAAAGACUAAAGUAAGCUUGCAGUACACAUCUAGCUCCUCUGGUGGAGAAAGCUCAUGUGAGGAGGGAAGAAUGAAACGUCCGACUCAGCUCCGCAACAUUCACUCCAGGAACAUUAGAGGAUCUGAAAUACAGCUGCUUCACAUUACCAGCGACCAAGAUGAUUAUUCCAGCAGUGAGCAGUCUUGUGAUACUGUCAUUUACGUAGGUCCAAACGGUUCUGCACUUUCAGACAGAGAGCUCACAGAUAACGAAGGUCCUCCAGAGUUUGUACCCAUCAUAACAUCUAUUCAUGAGGAUAAGGGAGGCCAAAGCAGGCAGUCAUCUCAGUUAGGUGAUGCUUUAAUCCAACCACCACAAAAUGUCCAGUCGAUUCAGACCCUUCAUCCUCAGACACUUCCUCCUGUAGCUGAAGAAACUGCAGUCCCUAGCAAGCAGGAGAAAGAUUGUCUCAAAUGCAACACAUUUGCAGAGCUGCAGGAGCGUCUGGGGUGCAUUGAUGGCAGCGAGGAAGUAAACAGUUUUCCUUUUGAAGAAGUUCUGUCCAACAGACUUAAGAAAAUUGAAUCUCUUCCAUCCUGCACCACCACAGAGGAUCCCAAGAGGAUCUCUAAUGAUCAGCAACUGGAGGAGAUCCGGGAAGUGGUAGAGGAAGCAGAGAUUGCACAGUCCAUUAUAGAAAGUCUGGCAAAGUCCACAAUAAACACGUCUCCUCUUUCUACAAGUGGAACUGGAGGGACUGGUGUUAGACAGCUCACAUCUCUUCAAAGGGCCAACAGUCUUCACAACAGCAGGGAGUCCAUUAGUGGAGGAAGCAGCAGUGACAGUAAACCUCGUUCCUCUGGUUCCCCCAGACUCGGUAUAGCUAGCUUGACAAAAACAUCAGAAUUCAAACCUCCCUAUUCACCUUCUCAGCGCUGCAAAGUGUACACCCAGAAAGGCGUAAUGCCUAAUACACAUCCACAAUCCACACAAAACUUGUACAGAGAUUCAGGAAAGUCAUCUACUGAGUCGUUGCUUCAGGCUGAAUUUAGAACAUCUCCUGUCGGGACGGGUCCUCAGGUACUGAAAUGCUCUUCUUCCUCCAACAGUUUAGGAUCAGUGGACACACUGUGUGAUGAUGUUCCUCAACUACCUCUGGACAAUAAAAACAGCACACCGGUCACCUUGCAGCAGUUAGAGCCACAGGCUGAAGAUGACUUGGUCUUUACCCUUGUUGAGGAGUUAACACUGAACGGGAUCAUAGAGGACGGCAGGCCCACCAGUGUAAUCAGCUUCAACAGUGAGUGCUCAGUUCAGGAUCUUGCAUUGGGUCCACGUCCCGUCAGCAUCAUCAGCAGUUUGAGUGAAGACUUGGAUUGCUACAGCAAUCCAACCUCCAUUACCACUGCCACCAUCUCAGAAGCCAACAUUGUUAAAUUUCUGCCUCUCAGCAAGGAGGAAGGAGAGUUCAUCAUAAACCGACGGCCCUCUAACAGUUCUUGGCUGACGGAAAUGAGUACGGGAAGUGGUGAAGGACAACUUUGUCAAAGCUUUGUUAUGCAGCAAUGCUUUGGGCAGGGUGACGGACUAGCUGAGGUUCAGCUUCUGGAAGUUAAUGAGGUAGAGGAGCUCACAGAACAGAACAAGGAGGAUGGAAAUGUUUUCUGUAGAAGUGAAACUUCCACCAAAAUGUCUCCAACCAUGGGAAAAACAACAGUCACUAUUUCCAAUGUUCAGACAUUAUGCACCUUGACUAGCUUUUCCCGUAACAAAACUAAUAUAACAACUCAGCCUUGUGUUGCUCUAAUGCCCAUUAUUCAUGAUACACCAACCAAACCCCCUUCUGACAAAGAUCACAGAUCUCCACCAGUUCCUCUCUCAAGUAAGAUGAUUUUUAAUGAUCCCUGGAUGAAAAGGGAGUCCUCCAGCCCCGAGGAACCUGUCUGUGAAGCAAAGCUAGAGAAAGGAACAUCUGAAUAUAUAAAGAGUAAAAGAGUGUUAGACAGAAAAGGUUUAAGCAGCUGUGAAGCAGAAGGUUCUGAUUCCUUCAAUAGGGUCAUAGAUGGAUGUGAAAUGGUUCUAAAUGCUUCAGAAAACAUCACACCUUUGUUUUCAGCUAACAUCCUCAGGACCGGCAGCCUUCCUAGGGCAUGGCAUCACCUAAACAAGCAGGAUGACCUUGAUGAGUCUUCUUAUCGCUACAUGAGUGGAGAAUAUAAAACCCUUGGAGUUACUACAUCCACUCCCUGCAGUCCUCGAGCCACACUGGAGCGAAGAUUAUCAUCGGGAAAGCAAGGGUUCUUCAGUCGUCCAAAAGGAAUCCCACCCUUACCACCUGUGAGGAAGUCAAGUCUUGACCAGAGAAACAGAGCCAGUCUCCAGCACAAUCCCACAAAUAACCAGUGUCCAAGCCUGCACUUACCGUUCUUGGGCAGCACUCCAGAGAAUCUGGCUGGUAAACAAACAGCACCAAACUUGGAGAGCAGCAGACUCUUCAGUGCCAAACUUGAGCUUUUGGCUAACAGAACCAAUUCUCUGGGAAGGUCCCAUGUUGGCCACUAUGACUGUCAUUCUUUAGAGAGAGGGGAGAGUCUGAUGCUUGUUGGAUCUAAAGCAGCUGUAGUGAGAGAUAGCACCAUGCCCCGAGUUGGCAGAAGCAUCACACGUAACUCUGUCUCUUCUCCAUCCAAUGGACUGACCAGCAAUUCCAGUGUAACACAUUCACCCAAAUCAAGCCAAUCCAAAAUCUCAGCUGUUACCAAACUCCUCAUGGCCAGUCCUAAGUCUCGAAGCCUUUCCACAUCUAACACCAAGAGCUUGAGCUUCUCCACCAAGUCCCUUCCACAGUCAGUAAACAGGAGCUCCAGUCUGCCCCCUAAUGGAAAGAACCAAAACCCAAAUUCUUGGUCAACUCAAUCUCUAAGCCGCAGCAGGGGAUUAGGGCUUGCCUCGAAGCUGCCCCUUAGAGCUGUAAAUGGACGAAUCUCAGAACUUCUGCAGGGCAGUGCAGGCCAGACCAGUCAUGGACGAGGUACAUGUAAUACUGAGGAAAGAGGAGGAACAGUCCAUGGUGCAGCAGUGGUUCAUACACUACCGUCCCCAUAUAGUAAGAUUACUGCUCCACGGAGGCCACAUCGUUGCAGCAGCGGCCAUGCUAGUGAUAACAGCAGCGUUCUGAGUGGAGAGCUGCCACCGGCCAUGGGGAAAACUACACUCUUCUACCACAGUGGGGGCAGCAGUGGUUAUGAGAGUAUGAUACGUGACAGCGAGGCCACCGGAAGCGCAUCUUCUGCUCAGGAGUCUAUGAGUGAUAACAGCAGCUCAAUUAGUGGGAGAAGGAGUCUUAAAAAUGCAAAGAAAAGGAACACAGGAACCCAGAGAAGGCGCCUCAUUCCCAAUUUGACCCUUGACCCCACGUCACCCGUAAGGAAGCCAAUCCUGAGCCCCGGAGCACGCUGGUUUGACGGACCACUUCGGCCCCCACAGAGGGGCGUGGCUGAACCAUUUGAGAUUAAAGUUUAUGAGAUCGACGACGUGGAGCGUCUGCAGAGGAGGCGGACCACCGUCAGUAAGGGCGUGGUGUAUUUCAGCGCUAAGUUAACUAUUUUGGAGCAUCGACAGCAAAGGAUCUCAGAAAUCCAAACCAAAUACGACUGGCUGAAGAAAGAACUGGAACAAACUAAAAAGCACCUGAUGCUUGAGCCGGAGAAGUGGACCUCAGAGUUUGACAUGGAGCCCGUGUUCGAGGUCGACUCUCUGGAGUAUUUAGAGGCGCUGGAGUUCGUCACCCAGCGGCUGGAGAACCGAGUUAAUUUCUGUAAAUCUCACCUGAUGAUGGUCACGUGUUUCGAUGUCACGUGUCGCCAACGGUAACCAUGGAAGGAAAACAGGAAGUGCAGUAGCUACAGAGUGCAUGUCUGUAAUAAUAAAGUAAAACAUCAAAGCAAACUAAAUUCUCAGAAUUUUGUAAAUGUUGAUUUGUUUGAAUGUAAAAUUGGGAAAUUUAACACUUUUAUUUCACAGACAAUAUUAAAGUUAUUUAUUAAACACUUAUGUCACAUGACCUGGGCUGUGUCCCAAUCACAACGUAGCUUAUUAGCUAGUAAAGUUAUCGUGUCCUCAAACUAUAGGUUUAUUUAUCAAUGAAGAAAACUCAGACAUUCACACAGGAGCUUCUGGCUCUGGGAUCACAGGAACGUUCGCAGGAACAUUCACAGGAACAUUCACAUGAACGUUCACAUUCACAGGAACGUUCACAGGAACAUUCACAUUCACAGGAACAUUCACAGGAACAUUCACAUGAACGUUCACAGGAACGUUCACAGGAACAUUCACAGGAACGUUCACAGGAACGUUCACAGGAACAUUCACAGGAACGUUCACAGGAACGUUCACAGGAACAUUCACAGGAACGUUCACAGGAACA